Messenger RNA from Hibiscus syriacus, 524 nucleotides. RefSeq names its product snakin-2-like. The transcript is spliced from 3 exons. The coding region runs from base 99 to 416 and encodes 105 amino acids. The record is from RefSeq and is a predicted model, not a curated record. NCBI's taxonomy places the organism in Eukaryota, Viridiplantae, Streptophyta, Magnoliopsida, Malvales, Malvaceae.
CAAUAUCCCAUCUUCAAACCAAACAAGUCAACACUCUCCUCUCCUCUUCUCUUGUUACAUAUAAUCUCCAUUUUCACUGUUAACAAAAGUAACAGGAAAUGGCAAUCAACACGAAGACAUCAUCACUGCUACUUGCAUCACUUCUUUGCCUUCUGCUCCUCUCCGAGGUGGGAAUGCUGAUGGGUCAACAGGCAGCACAAGCCCCGGCUCCAGGCGCACAAGUGGCAGAUGAAUGCCCGAAGAAGUGUGCAUAUAGAUGCAGCAAAUCAUGGAAGCCAAAGAUGUGCAACAAAACCUGCGUAGCUUGCUGCCACCGGUGCCCUGAUCACUGUGUGCCUAAUGGUCCCAGAGCUCCCCGAGAUUCCUGCUACUGCUACUCCCUGAUCAAGACCCAUAACAAGUUCAAGUGCCCUUAGAGUCUUGGAUACCCCCAGUUUUUUACCACAGAGUGGGAGAGUUUAGGAAGUAAAAAUAAAAAUAAAUUACUAGUUUAGUAUCUCAGCUAUUAUUUUUGUUAUGUUUAG